UCUCACCUCCCUCGACCUCAUGCGCCUCCACCACUCCCACCUCCAAGCGCUCCUCCUCCAUAUCUCACGCGCCACAUUACCCCUCUAAUCCCUCAACCUCUCCGGCCACCCCGCAAUUCCUUCAAAUGGGUUCCGAAUUUUGGCCAAAAAGGUUACAACUUUGAAGUCUCUCACCUAUUCCCACAUGGGUUCUCUCAGAAACUCAGAUCUCAUCCUCAUCGCCCAGUGUUUCCCUUUCCUCGAACAUCUCGACCUUAGUUUCCCCAAAGACACCGACAAUUCCACCUUCCCCUCCGAUGUCAGCGUGAAGGCCCUCUCUUUGGCCCUCCCUAUGCUACACAGCGUUGACCUCUCCCGCAAUUUCUUCAUCAACGACGCUUCCAUUCUCAACCUCUGCAAAAACUACAACUUUCUCGAGCAAGUUACGAUCUUUGAGUGCCACUUCAUCACGCAGCAUGGCAUCGCUUCCACCAUCAAGGAGAGACCUUGUUUGCGUUCUUUCCGCGUCAGCAACUUCCGCCAUCAGGGAGAGACCCUUGUUUUGCAAGGUUGUUGUAACUAUAGCUAUGUUGGAGUGCUUUGCUUGUUGUCCACGUGUCAGUCUUUGGAGCAUUUGGAUCUUCAAAACGCUGAGUUUCUGUGUGAUCAGCGUGUGGAAGAGUUGUGUGAGUAUCUUGGGAAUUUGGUGUCUGUAAAUGUUGGUGGUUGUAGGAUGUUAACUGAUUUAGCUUUGUUUGCACUAGUUAGGGGGUGUCCUUUGUUGAAUGAGAUCAGAAUGGGGGGAACUGAUGUUGGGAAGAGGAGGGUUGAUGAGGAUUUGAUGAAUAGUGUUGUGAAUUGUCAAGUGAAGUCUCUCUAUUUGGGAAACAAUUCCUUGUUGAGGGGUGAAAGUGUAGAAAUGUUUGCUUCUGUUUGCCCCAGUUUGGAGGUUCUUGAUUUGAGCUCUUGUUGUGGCAUAUAUCUGAAGGUGUUGAUGAAGUUUUAA
Molecule: messenger RNA, 985 nt
Organism: Glycine soja
Lineage: Eukaryota; Viridiplantae; Streptophyta; Magnoliopsida; Fabales; Fabaceae
Product: F-box/LRR-repeat protein 20-like
Exons: 1
Coding region: 185-985 (266 amino acids)
Biological process (GO): SCF-dependent proteasomal ubiquitin-dependent protein catabolic process
Cellular component (GO): SCF ubiquitin ligase complex
Molecular function (GO): protein binding
Source: RefSeq, a predicted model, not a curated record